AUGUUCCCGUCCAACGUGACCACCUGUGGAGCUGCAGGAGUGCCUCUCUCUGUGGACUUCUGCAGCCCCGAGGACUAUUUCAUCUUUAUCUUCCAGAUUCUAUUUGCCACCGCCACGGUUCUGGUAGCUGGGACAGUAGUGAUCAGCAUCUCGGCCACCAGAGCGCUCCGCAUUCAGAACAGGUUUAUUUUCAUGCUGAACACGAGCAUCUGUGACACAAUGAUUGGCUUUUCAGUGUAUUAUCUGGGUCUGUUUGACGUUCAGGAGGCAUAUCCGUCCAGAAACGGAACCUACUAUGUGCUGCUGGACCUUUUAGGGGUCAACAUCUUGACCUUUUUGUUUGCUCAGCUUGACAGGUACGUUGCGGUGUGCUACCCGUUCAUCUACAGCCGUUUCAUAACAAGACCCUUGGUGAUUGGCAUCAACGUCUUCUGUUGGGUUCACGUUUAUUCUCAUGUGAUCGCCAGAUGUCUGUUACCGAUCUCUAAAUCCAAGCAGCUGUACGCAAUCGGCAUCAUCCUCUUUCAGCUUAUCGUACUCACAAAGGUAGUGAUGACUAUCAAGCUGUAUGUGAUUGCAAGGAAUCAGCUUGAGAGGGACCCUCCUGGUCCCGAGAGAGAAAACAAGAAAGAAUCUCUGAAAAUAAUCAUCUUUGUUGUCGUAAGCUUCCUGGUGCUGUGGGGUCCUUCUUUUGUGAAUAUCGUUGCCAGAUUUGCAGGAGGAGGGCUGGUUUUUAGAAAUGAGGCCACUAACAUCUUUGCUAUCUUGGCCCGUUUUAACGCUGUGUGCACCCCGUCUGUGUACAUCUGGGGGAGUCCGGCUCUGAGGGCGGCCUCGAUGAGGACGGUGUGGGGGAAGGUGUGUCCCACUCGCAGGUGCAAGAGGAGGUGAGGAAAGCGGGGGGAAAAAAGGCUUUACAGAACAUUUUUUAUCAUUAAUACCUUCUUCUGACCUGAUUGGUGCUUCUUGUUUUCCCUCAGAGUUGGUUCCCGU
This is a messenger RNA of Nothobranchius furzeri (turquoise killifish), 993 nucleotides long. RefSeq names its product trace amine-associated receptor 2-like. Gene Ontology annotation, molecular function: G protein-coupled receptor activity. Gene Ontology annotation, biological process: G protein-coupled receptor signaling pathway. Lineage: Eukaryota; Metazoa; Chordata; Actinopteri; Cyprinodontiformes; Nothobranchiidae. The record is from RefSeq and is a predicted model, not a curated record. Gene Ontology annotation, cellular component: plasma membrane.